Messenger RNA from Protomyces lactucae-debilis, 1940 nucleotides. Its product is annotated as amino acid/polyamine transporter I. Bases 176 to 1870 code for a protein of 564 amino acids. The transcript is spliced from 2 exons. Gene Ontology annotation, molecular function: transmembrane transporter activity. Gene Ontology annotation, cellular component: membrane. The record is from RefSeq and is a predicted model, not a curated record. Gene Ontology annotation, biological process: transmembrane transport. NCBI's taxonomy places the organism in Eukaryota, Fungi, Ascomycota, Taphrinomycetes, Taphrinales, Protomycetaceae.
UGCAGCUCUUCCGCUCCUCCCACGACCAACCGUUGACUGAUAGACUGAGACGUCGGCAGAGCAAGCCUUUAGGCGCUGCCAGGCCACUAGAGCUCGUGUCUCGAGAUCCGUACAGGGUAUUCGGUCCAUCGAGAUUGUGACAGACACCACCUGGCCCUCAAGGUUAGCAACAAAUAUGGCGUCUAUGGACAGUCCUGAGCUGCUGAAGCAGACAGAUGGCGAGGAUUUGCGCGAGUUGGGCUAUGAGGCUGAGCUCUCCCGCAAGUUCAGCUUCUUCUCCAUGCUCUGUUUGGCCUACUGCGUCCUCGGAACGUGGAGCACAUUCGCGCAAGGCCUAGGGUCAGGACUUUCAUCUGGCGGUCCGGUUGGUAUCAUUUACGGGCUCCUUGUUGUCUUUUCAUGCAAUAUGUGUAUAGCGAUGUCGCUUGGGGAGCUCUGUUCUGCGUAUCCAACGGCUCUAGGUCAAGGUUUUUAUGUUUCCCAACUCUGGCCUGGCGAGGCAGGCCGCUUUCUAUCUUAUGUUACUGUGCUUAUCAAUGCGGCAGGCUGGUGGACACUCAGUGCCUCGCAAGCAGCAUUCAUGGGUGACUUUAUGCUUUCGAUGAAGGUCAUGUAUGAUCCCGAGUGGAAAGGCAUAGACAAGGGAUGGCUUCAUUUUCUUGUCUAUGCUGGACUUGCUAUUGCUGGAACGCUCUUCAACGCUGCAGCUUGUCGCAAAAUGUAUGUGUUGCCACGUUUCAACAAUGGUGUUUUUUACCAAAAUGUCAUUCUCCUGGUCGCUUUCUCCAUGACGCUCCUCAUUUGCGUGGGCGUCAAGGACGACUUGCAGUUUCAGUCAGGCAAAUUUGUCUUUGGCAAGUUCGUCAAUGAGACUGGCUGGAAUGAUGGUGUAUGUUGGUUCAUUGGGUUAAUUCAAGCAGCCUAUGGUUUAACGGCUUUUGACAGUGUCAUUCAUCUGGUCGAAGAAAUGCCCCGACCCAGUAUUAAUGCUCCGCGGGUCUUGAAUCUGGCCAUUCUCACAGGUACACUCACUGGCUACUUUUUCCUUUUCGUCAUGCUCUACUGCAUUCAAGACCUCGAUGGUGUUAUCAAUACAGCUACUGAAUUACCCUUUAUGCAGCUCUCCCUCGACGCAAUUGGUCUGACGGGUAGUGCUGUGCUUUUAGCCAUCUACAUCUCCAAUGGAACACUGCAGCUGUUCUCCAUUAUGACGACCAGUAGCCGACUUACCUGGUCAUUUGCUCGCGAUGGCGGACUUUUGUUCCAUGACUAUUUUGCAAAAGUCGACCCAACGUGGCAAAUGCCUGUUCGUGCGACGAUGCUACAAGGUGGUAUUGUUGUUGUCAUCGGAUUGCUAUACUUGUUCUCUAAUGCAACGCUUGAAGCUAUUCUGAGUGUCUCUACAAUAGCACUGACCGUCUCCUAUGCAAUCCCCAUUGGCGUACUCCUAUUCGUUGGAAGAGACAAGCUCGAACAUACAGGAGGCAGCUACAAGUUGGGCCGAUUCGGGUACACGGCGAACGUUGUGAGUGUCAUCUACUGUGCCAUUACCACAGUCUUCUUCUUUUUCCCAUCAGCACCAGGCCCAGCUCCUGCUGAUAUGAACUACGCCAUCGUCGUUUUCGGUGCAGUUCUAUUGCUUGGACUAGCAACGUGGUUUUUGGUGGGUAGAAAACGGUACUUGUUGACAGCAGCAGCGAUAGCAGAACGUGCGAGGGCAGAAAGAGCUCUAUUUAUUCAGGGACUAGAGGCAUCAAACAAAUUGGGUUCAAGAGGGGAAAAGGGGGUAGAGAUAGAGGCAUGGGAGGCACAGAGCCGUGGUGCUGCAUUUGCAGAAGCAGUUGGUGAGGGCAAGGAAAAGCUCGUGUGAGGACAUAUAAUGAUUUGGUGUAUAGUGUCUUGGUUUGGAAAUUGUACGAUACUCAUUGCAUCAGCAUUUG